Messenger RNA from Arthroderma uncinatum, 1743 nucleotides. RefSeq lists its product as uncharacterized. The record is from RefSeq and is a predicted model, not a curated record. The transcript is spliced from 3 exons. Bases 1 to 1743 code for a protein of 580 amino acids. Gene Ontology annotation, molecular function: transmembrane transporter activity. Gene Ontology annotation, biological process: transmembrane transport. NCBI's taxonomy places the organism in Eukaryota, Fungi, Ascomycota, Eurotiomycetes, Onygenales, Arthrodermataceae.
AUGGGGCUACGCAGUGUAUUCUCCAAAAAGGACCCGGAGGUCAAGGACAAGGACACCGAAGUCGAGUCCAGCGCUACCUCCGUCUUGCCGGGCAAUGAGCAUAAUGAGGAGAGCCUGUCAAAGGACGCCAGCGGCCUAACUGAAAAAUCUGGUGGCAUGGCCACCGAGGUGAAGGAAGAAAAUGCUGUUGCUGAGGAAGACGAUGAGACGGUGAACCACGUCAGCGGAAUCAAGCUGGCCAUCGUCGUCACCGGUCUAUGUUUGGCCGUUCUUCUCGUCGCUUUGGACAAUACGAUUAUUGCUACCGCUAUCCCUAAGAUCACGGAUCAGUUUAACGCCAUCGAAGACAUUGGCUGGUACGGAAGUUCAUAUCUACUCACCACUUGCGCGUUCCAGUUGGUCUUCGGCAGAGUGUACUCUUUCUUCCCCGUGAAAUGGGUUUUCCUGUCGGCCAUCACCAUAUUCGAGGUCGGUUCCGUCGUCUGCGGUGCUGCUCCUAACUCGACUGCUCUCAUCAUCGGACGUGCUGUUGCCGGAAUUGGCUCGGCCGGUAUCUUCUCUGGUGCCUUGAUCAUUAUUGCCUACUCUAUCCCAUUGGCAAAACGGCCGAUGUACACUGGUCUGAUUGGAGGAAUGUACGGAAUUGCCUCUGUUGCUGGCCCUCUUAUGGGUGGUGCUUUCACCGACCAUAUCAGCUGGAGAUGGUGUUUCUAUAUCAACCUGCCCAUCGGAGCCGUCACCAUCUUUGCGAUCCUCGUCUUCCUCAACCAACCAAAGCAGAAGCUCGACACCAACCAGACCUGGAAGGACCGCCUCAUGAAGCUCGAUCCCAUCGGUACCAUGUUCUUCAUGCCCGGCGUUAUCUGUCUCCUCCUCGCUCUCCAGUGGGGAGGCACCAAGUACCCAUGGGGCAAUGGACGUAUCAUCGCUCUCUUCGUCGUCUUCGCCGUCCUCAUCGCUGGAUUCAUUUAUGUGCAGAUUAGAGCUGGCGAAGCUGCCACCGUCCCACCUCGCAUUCUGACGCAACGCAGCAUCGCGUUCGGUUCAUUCUUCUCCUUCGCACUGGGAAGUGCCUUCUUCAUCAUGGUCUACUACAUCCCCAUUUGGUUCCAGGCCAUCAAAGGCGCAUCCGCGACUAAUUCCGGUAUCAUGAACAUCCCCAUGGUUUUGUCCUUGGUCAUUUGCUCCGUCACAUCGGGCAUCUUGAUCACUGUCAUCGGAUACUAUACACCCCUGUACUUCUUCUCAACCAUCCUCGCUUCCAUUGGUGCCGGUCUCCUCACCACCUUUACCACGGAGACAGGACAUGCCAAGUGGAUCGGCUACCAAGUCAUCUUCGGUGCAGGUGUCGGUUCUGGUCUCCAGCUUUCUGUCAUCGCUGCCCAAGCUGUCCUGCCACUCGAAGAUAUCCCAAUUGGAACCGUCGUAAUCAUGUUCUGCCAGACUCUUGGAGGUGCACUCUUCGUCUCUGUGGCGCAGAAUGUCUUCACUAAUAAGCUUGUCAGCGGUGUUGUCGAGGCUGCCCCAGGCCUUGACGCCAGUCUCGUCCUGAGGGUUGGCGCAACGCAGCUCAAGACCAUGAUCCCUCCACAAUUCCUCGACGGCGUGCAAAUUGCGUACAACAACGCCCUGACGAAUACCUGGUACGUCUCCGUCGCUCUUGCAGCCUUGACCAUCAUUGGUGCUGCCGGCAUGGAAUGGAAGAGCGUCAAGGGAAAGAAGAUUGAAGCCGGAGCUGCAUAG